Candidula unifasciata is the source of this 1206-nucleotide messenger RNA. The record is from the annotation of a GenBank genome assembly. Lineage: Eukaryota; Metazoa; Mollusca; Gastropoda; Stylommatophora; Geomitridae.
AUGCAAUUAUCUGCUAGGAUCAGACCCAGAGAUUUAGAAGAGUUUUUCUCCUCCGUAGGCAAGAUCAGAGAUGUUCGUCUUAUUGCUGACAACAAGACUCGCAGAUCUAAAGGUAUCUGCUAUGUCGAGUUUGCAGAUAUUGAAUCUGUGCCAUUGGCUAUUGGCCUGUCUGGUCAGAAGAUUUUGGGGGUGCCAAUCAUAGUACAGCCAUCACAGGCAGAGAAAAACCGAGUCCAAGCAGCUGCAGCAGCACAGGCCGCGCAGAAAUCCACCGAAGGUCCACUGAGAUUGUAUGUGGGCUCAUUGCAUUUCAACAUUACUGAAGACAUGCUGAGGGGAAUCUUUGAGCCGUUUGGCAAGAUUGUGGACAUCAAGAUCAUGCGGGAUCAUGACACUCAGCGCUCACUAGGAUUUGGAUUCAUUACAUUCACAAAUGCUGAAGAUGCCAAGAAAGCUCUGGACCAGCUGAAUGGCUUUGAGUUAGCAGGGCGUCCAAUGAAAGUUGGGAAUGUUACUGAGCGAACUGCCGAGGGUGGACAGGGAGGCGGCCACGGCCACAUGGACAUUGACGAAAUGGAUAGAGCAGGAUUUGAUCUGGGAGCCACCGGUCGCCUACAGCUGAUGGCAAAGCUGGCUGAAGGCACAGGUUUUCAGAUACCAGAGUAUGCUGUUAAUGCUCUCAAUAACCUGGUUACACAGACCACUACCGUUGGAGGCAUCCCCCUAAACCCGUUUUCGCCCGCACCUUUGCAAGCUGGCAUCCAGUCCAACCUGGCAGCCAUCCCUGGAACAGGUGUUGCUCAAGUGACCAGUGCCCCACCAAUAGCCACCCAGUGUUUCAUGUUGUCCAACAUGUUUGAACCAGCAACGGAAACCAGGUCUAACUGGGACCAGGAAGUGCGUGAUGAUGUGAUAGAUGAAUGCAACAAACAUGGAGGCGUCCUGCACAUAUACGUGGACAAGAACUCCCCUCAGGGGAAUGUCUAUGUCAAGUGUCCAAGUAUAUCUGCAGCAGUGGCUUCAGUCAGCGCUUUACACGGACGCUUUUAUGCAGGACGAAUCAUCACAGCAGCUUAUGUUCCUCUACCCAACUAUCAUGGCCUGUUUGUUGACUCCUUGCGGGCAAAUCAGUUGCUGAUGCCAUCCUCUCAAGCUCUCUCGGCGUCUUACCAGACUGGAUUCGCAUCACAGUACCCCCUACGAUAA